Molecule: messenger RNA, 3767 nt
Organism: Mus caroli (Ryukyu mouse)
Lineage: Eukaryota; Metazoa; Chordata; Mammalia; Rodentia; Muridae
Gene: Vps33a
Product: VPS33A core subunit of CORVET and HOPS complexes
Biological process (GO): vesicle-mediated transport
Source: RefSeq, a predicted model, not a curated record
GGCGGCGUCUGGGGAAAUGCGGGUGCCGGGGCAAGAUGGCGGCGCACCUGUCCUACGGGCGAGUGAACCUGAACGUGCUGCGCGAGGCGGUGCGUCGGGAGCUGCGCGAGUUCCUGGACAAGUGCGCUGGGAGCAAGGCAAUAGUGUGGGAUGAGUACUUAACAGGACCAUUUGGACUGAUCGCACAGUACUCACUACUAAAGGAACAUGAAGUGGAAAAAAUGUUCACACUUAAAGGAAGUCGUUUGCCGGCAGCUGAUGUGAAGAAUAUCAUUUUUUUGGUCAGACCCAGGCUAGAGUUGAUGGACAUAAUUGCUGAGAAUGUACUCAGUGAGGACAGGCGUGGCCCUGCCAGGGAUUUCCAUAUUUUGUUUGUGCCUCGCCGGAGCCUACUGUGUGAGCAACGGCUGAAGGACCUGGGAGUUUUGGGAUCCUUUAUUCAUCGAGAAGAAUACAGUUUGGAUCUCAUUCCAUUUGAUGGGGACCUCUUAUCCAUGGAGUCAGAGGGGGCUUUCAAAGAGUGCUACCUGGAAGGCGACCAGACUAGCCUGUACCACGCAGCCAAGGGGCUGAUGACCCUGCAGGCGCUGUAUGGAACUAUCCCUCAGAUCUUUGGGAAAGGAGAGUGUGCUCGGCAAGUGGCCAAUAUGAUGGUCAGGAUGAAGAGGGAGUUCACGGGAAGCCAGAACUCAGUGUUCCCCGUGUUUGAUAACCUCUUGCUGCUUGAUCGCAACGUGGAUCUCCUGACGCCACUCGCCUCCCAGCUCACGUAUGAAGGCCUCAUCGAUGAGAUUUACGGCAUUCAGAACAGUUAUGUGAAGUUGCCUCCAGAGAAGUUUGCACCCAAGAAGCAGGGCGGCGGCGGCGGGAAGGACCUUCCCACGGAGGCCAAGAAACUUCAGCUCAACUCCGCAGAGGAGCUCUACGCCGAGAUCCGGGACAAGAACUUCAACGCUGUUGGCUCUGUGCUCAGCAAGAAGGCGAAGAUCAUCUCUGCAGCGUUCGAGGAGCGACACAACGCUAAGACAGUCGGGGAGAUCAAGCAGUUCGUGUCCCAGCUACCCCACAUGCAGGCAGCCAGGGGAUCGCUUGCCAACCACACCUCAAUUGCAGAGUUAAUCAAAGACGUCACCACUUCUGAAGACUUCUUUGAUAAGUUGACAGUGGAGCAGGAGUUCAUGUCCGGGAUAGACACUGAUAAGGUCAACAGUUACAUCGAGGACUGCAUUGCCCAAAAGCAUCCACUCAUCAAGGUGCUGAGACUGGUCUGCCUCCAGUCUGUGUGCAACAGCGGGCUCAAGCAGAAGGUGCUGGACUAUUACAGAAGGGAGAUCCUCCAGACCUACGGCUAUGAGCACAUACUGACCUUGAACAACCUGGAGAAGGCCGGCCUGCUCAAGGCUCAGACAGGGGGCAGAAACAAUUACCCAACAAUCCGGAAAACACUGCGCCUCUGGAUGGACGAUGUCAAUGAACAAAACCCCACAGACAUAUCCUAUGUGUACAGCGGUUAUGCUCCACUCAGCGUGCGACUGGCUCAGCUCCUUUCCCGGCCAGGCUGGCGGAGCAUCGAGGAGGUUCUCCGCAUUCUCCCAGGGCCCCACUUUGAAGAAAGGCAGCCACUGCCCACUGGGCUGCAGAAGAAACGCCAGCCAGGAGAAAACAGAGUCACACUGGUAUUUUUCCUCGGGGGCGUCACCUUUGCAGAAAUAGCCGCCCUGCGCUUUCUGUCCCAGCUGGAAGAUGGAGGCACCGAGUAUGUCAUUGCGACCACUAAACUGAUGAAUGGAAACAGCUGGAUAGAAGCUCUCAUGGAAAAGCCUUUCUAGAGUAUCAGAGGAGACACGACAGGUCACCACACAAUGAGCUGCCUCUGUGGACGUGUUGCCAAAGGAUGUAAGGCCAGGAGCAGGAAGACGGAAGCAGUGGGCACAUGUUCCUUCCUGCUCCUCUCUAUGCUCUUAAUCCUAAAGAAGGGACGAGCAACCUGGAUGAAGGGAUGAUGAGCUGGGCAUAAGAGACAGAGGCAGGAGGAUUGCUGCAAGCUUGAGGACAACCUGGGCUCCAUAGUGAGUUCCAGGCCAAAGCUCUCCCUUCCAGAAAUAAAGGAGAUCCUGUUUCAGAAUUUUUAAGCCUCAAGUCUUCAUUUUCUGGAAAUGGCUAAGACUAUGGGUCUGAUAGCCCUGGCAGCCACAUGACUGCACAGACAUUAAAAGCAGAGCUGAGGGGAUGAAGUCAAAAGGAGAAUCAGAAUUCUGACCACUGAUCCACAGUGGCAUAUUCUAGAAGACGUCCCAUGCCCAGGACCGUGAUUCUCUGUUGACUCGGAAGCCAGCAUUGUCCAGUGUGUGUGCUUUCCUGCAGAGCACAUUUGUGUCUCCAGUCUCUACCGAGUUAUUCCUAAGGUGAGCUUUGUUUCCUUCUGAACAACUGAGAGGUUCGAAGGGGCUUCUUGGCAUAAUGAUAUUUCUGCUCUCUGCGUUAGCCAUGACUGAGCAGGUCUCUGCCCGGAAGGAACUGAUAAAGAGUGAGCUGACGCCAGGCAGCCUCUUCCAGCUAACCGUCCAAAGACACUUCUUAGUGUGCAUGUUGGUAACUCCUGGACUCACCAGUGUAGGCGCUCCUGCCGGGACUUCCGUUUUCCUCCAUGUCCUCCGUGGGCAGUUCUUCAGUUCUUUCAAUAUCAUGAAGCUCUGUCUCUGUGGUAACUGCCACACACAGCUCUCUAGCCCUCUGGCUGUACUCAACUCUGCACAUCCCCUUUCCCUGAAAAUACUCAGGUGGUCAGUGCACUGCGGUCAGUGUCAGUCACAAGGGACAAGUGUCACCAGUGCUCAGGGUAGAGCACGGCCGGAAGCAGGAGCAGGCAUGGCCUCCUGAUCAUCUCAGCAUCUGAAGGAGUUAAGAGCACCAAGUUGGGGACCACAUUGAUGGCUUUCCUGUCAUCACUCAAGUCUCCAGAAAAGCUAGCCUGUUUCAGCCAGUCCUGGUCCUAGCCCAGGUGCAGUUUCUAUGGUUAAUAUUUUCUUCUUGCUUUUCUCAUGUAGAGUCAGGAACAAUACACUGCAUUUAAAAGAAAGAGUAUUUAAAAGAAAAAAACCUAGGAAUAAAGGAUGGCAAAGAUGAUGUUUGCUUCUCGUGGCGUUAGUUCAGCCUUGAUAUUCAGUAUUGAGAGUGUCAGGCGGUGUGGGGCGCAUUCCCAAAUGGGAAAUCAUUCCUGACUUAGAAAACCCCUUCUCAGAUUCUUGUUACUCCAGGGAGACUAGUUUUACCUUCGAGCCCCAGCAAUGGGUAGUCUCAGCUGCCAGGGACUCAAUCCACCUUGUCCUCAGUGUUUUCCACUCUAGGGAUUCAGGGCAAGCCUGUCCACGUCUCCUUGGUGUGGGUGUUGUCCAGUGAACAGAUACUCAGUUGGAGUCUCAUGUGUCUGCAUUUGUUUCUGAGUCUAUGUUUGCUUUCUCAGAGCAUAGCAAGGUCAACUCCUAAAAAUGUACCCAGCAGAAGACCUUUUUGAAAAACCACACACUUGCUUCCUCUGUAUUCACACACAAAGUGGUGGUAUCAUACAUUAUUCCCUGUGAUGUAAGUCCCCUUAGUACUCAAAGCUGCCUUUGUCUCUUAAGAGCGUGCUCUGAGAAAGGCUGUGGGAACGGAAGGCUUAUUCUUAGACAGGGUGGUUUGUUUACCCCAUGUCUGGACUUGUCCUGAGUCUGAGGACCAUUCUGCUGCACUGCCUGUCCUGAUUAAAGACGUCUAUGUAGAUGCUA